CGAAGGGAGCUGCUCACCCCGCUGCAGCUGAUGGUCGGGGGCACGGCGUGGGGUCGGUUGCACCUUCAGCAACUCGCAGAGACUUCGCGGACGGGUGGACGAUGGGUCAUUCUACCCGGUUGUAAUUGUAUACUAUGGUGGAAUAACGUGUGCACAUCAUACCCCUCUGUUAUCAUUGAUGAGAGAGGUCUUGCACCGCCAAUCACCCAGCCAAUGGGCUGCAGGCGGAGUAGUAGUAGCAGUAGUAGUAGUAGUAGUAGGAGGAGGAGCUGUGCAUCUUAAUGUGUGUGGCAUAGUGCAAGGACAUCAUCACACCGAUUCACAUGCUGAUCAGACUUGUUGCGUAGUCGAGUGAUUGACGGAGGAGGAUAUGCAUUCACAUAGCUUUGUCGCAUCGAGGGUAUAUUGUGAACUUUGCCCGCGUUGUCUGCUAUUUUGUGUGAGUCAAGUCUCUGCUUGGAACCCGGCAGGGGUUUGCCGAUUUCGCCAGUGGACUCUUCCCUUUUGAGCAACAACAAGUGCGGCGCCGCCGGCGCGGCACCAAAUUUCCCUGGGCCGGCUGGGAAGCGUCAUGUCGGGCCCUUUGCAGUUUUUAAUAGUAUAGAGAUAGAGAAGAAGGAAAAGGAAGGUGGCGACUUUUACUAAUCAAAGAGGUCCGCAUUCCUCGUAUGCAAGGUGCAGACCGCAGCGAAGUAAAGGUAUGCAUGUGUGAACGGAAACCACACCGUCGUGCGGCCCAAGUCAUUGUCUUUCUGUUCAUGGCCUCGUCAUCCAUACGUCAUUAUUCAUCUCGGGAGCACCAGCGGCGGUGCCGACAUUUCUUUUUUUUUUAAGUGCCGGCGUUCUAUUCAUAGUAGUUCUGUAAAGGUGGGAGGCAAUUGGAGCGAUUGGAAGGGAUGGCUUGGGAGCGAUCGGAAUGGACUGGAUGCCCCACCCCCCUCUUCCAAACAAGGCGCAGCUUCAACCAAGAAUACCAAUUUUUUGUGACGUUUUGUCCCCUCUCUGCUCUCUGUUUGACAAGGCGGGCUGUACACUGAUCUCCACCUGGAAUGACUCUUCUACCUGUAUCGUAUGUCUUCGUCGCUUGUGGCUUUCACAACCGGCAGGGUGCCUGUAUCAUCUAUCUUCGUUGCUCGCGCGUUUUGCAGUCGGCAGGGUAUGCACCUCUACACUGGUAGGGCACAGGUACGGUCUGUACGAGUUUGUGGUGAUGCCUUUUCUGGCACCUUUCAACAUGCUAUGAACCGGAUUUUUCAGGAUUACUUGGACAAGUUUCUCAUCGUGUACCUCGAUGACAUACUUAUCUUUAGUAGAACUGUCGAGGAGCAUGUAGCCCAUCUAGACAAAGUCCUUAGUCUCCUUCAGCAACACCAGUUCAAGAUUAAGCGGGAGAAGUGUGAGUUUAGCCGCACCCGGAUCUUGUAUCUGGGUCAUGCGAUUUCCGCGGAGGGAUUGAAGCCCGUUGACGCGAAGGUGGCCAGCAUUCGUUACUGGCCGCGUCCUCAGUCUGUGGCUGAGAUGAGGUCCUUCUUAGGGAUGACCGGCUACUACCGCAAUUUUGUAAAGAACUAUAGCAUAGUGGCUGCAGCUUUGACGGACCUUACCCGCCUUGACACCCCGUGGGAGUGGAUAGACAAGUGUGAGGCUGCUUUCAGACAUCCGAAGCACUCCUUAACACACCAUGAGGUCUUGAAACUUCCUGAUCCUGACAAGCCAUUUGUAGUAACCACGGAUGCCAGCCAAUAUGGCAUUGGUGUCGUGCUUGCGCAGCAGGAGAUAUUGGCUAAGUCAACCUAUGAGAAGGAGCUCUAUGCGAUCUACAAAGCGCUAACCCACUGGAGGCACUGUCUACUUGGGAGGUUCUUCUACGUCAGGACUGAUCAUCAGACCCUGAAGUGGAUUAGAACCCAGGCAGUACUCUUCGAUGCGCUGAAACGUUGGAUUGAAGUCAUAGACCAAUAUGACUUCGAACCCCAGUACAUCAAAGGAGAGUACAACAAGGUUGCUGAUGCGUUGUUGUGUAGGCCAGACUUCCUUGGUGCGCUGAUCACUGAGUUUGAGCUUGCGGACGAUGUUUGUAAGUAUGCUAGGUUAGUCGCAAUGCCCGAGGCAGCCAAGACCGAGUACGUAAUUAAGCUGUUCAAAGAACACUGGGUCAGGGAUUUUGGAUUGCCAAAGUCUAUAGUUAGUGACUGGGAUGUGCGAUUCACGAGUGAAUUGUGGAAAGCGGCAACUGCAGAACAGGGGACACAACUGCAGAUGACCUCGGGGAACCACCCAGAGGCAAACGGGCAAACAGAGCAGCUGAACCGUGUUGUACAACACUUGCUGAGGCACUAUAUCAAGCCUAACCAGGUGGACUGGGAUGAGAAACUUGGUCCCAUCACCGGUCUGUACACAACAGGGGUGAGCCCUAACAGUCUGCUACUGACCUUUAAGCCUAGACUGCCCCUAGACUUUCUACUACCUGAGAACCAGCCGGCUGCUGCACCAGGCACCUUAGAAUUCGCCUAUCGAUAUGAACGCCUGAUGCAGCAAGCUGUGGAACAGAUGCAUAGAGCACAGGCGGCAAUGAUAGAAUCUGAGAACAAGCUCCGCCGCCCAUCUACAUUCCAGGUAGGGGACAGAGUCUGGGUCAAAGCCUCUGAGCUGGGGCAGGAGCAUGGGAUCUCCCGAAAGCUCAUGCCACAGUACUUCGGGCCAUGGGAGGUUCUAGAUGUUGUCGAGAAUGAUCCGGACGGGCCAUCCAUGGGAAAAGCGAGCAGAAAGGAGACGGGGGAAAAGAGCAGGAAAAGAGCGGGAAAAGCGAGGAGAAAGGAGGCAGGAAAAGAGAGGCUGGAAAAGAGGGGGCAAAGCGAGGAGAAAGGUGGAAAAGGUGGGAAAGGCCACUUCAGCUGCUGUGGUGCAAUGAGGCAUCCAGGCGGGAAAAGUGAGGAGAAAGGUGGAAAAGGUGGAAAAGGCCACUUCGCCGGAUGUGGUGCAGCGAAGCAUCCAGGUGCGAAAAGAGCGGGAAAAGCAAGGAGAAAGGAGGCGGGAAAGGAAGCAGGAAAAGAGUGGGAAAAGCGAGGAGAAAGGUGGAAAAGGCCAUUUGGCCUGCUGUGGUGCAGCGAAGCAUCCAGAGGGUUGAUGUGCGUACUGUCUUGUACCAGAGAUAAUGGGCACUCACCAUGACUGUAUGAAAUCGAAAACACAGGUUGUAUACAUUCAUGAUCAGCGUGCGAUGCGUUCAGGGGAAUACCGGACUGGACGUGAAGGGCAAGACGUUGGGAAAUGGCGAAAACACCAUUCGGGAAAUCUGAUGCAUGUGGAAGGGUGACACAUCUGGCGACUGCUCUGUGCGUUGUCGGAUGACGCGAUCUGCUCGCUGAAUACGCGCAUCAACAAUUCGACUUUUUUUCCCCUUUCUUUCUAAGAAAAACUAAUCUAUAUUCUUCUCUCACUCUUCUUCUUCUUCAUCUUCUUCUUCUUCUUCUUCUUCUUCUUCUUCGUCUUCUUCUUUUUUUCUUUUUCUUUUUGGAGGAACAAAUUCAUUACUCGUUG
Chara braunii is the source of this 3540-nucleotide messenger RNA. Lineage: Eukaryota; Viridiplantae; Streptophyta; Charophyceae; Charales; Characeae. The record is from the annotation of a GenBank genome assembly.